Molecule: messenger RNA, 222 nt
Organism: Chaetomium globosum CBS 148.51
Lineage: Eukaryota; Fungi; Ascomycota; Sordariomycetes; Sordariales; Chaetomiaceae
Exons: 2
Coding region: 1-222 (73 amino acids)
Source: RefSeq, a predicted model, not a curated record
AUGCCUCUCGUCGUUCCUGGAGUCACGGCCGACAACGUGAGCGCCGACAAGGCGAAGGAGUGGAUGACGAAGCUGGCAGGCAAGACGCUAACCGAGGGGCCAUCUUCCGAGACCACACGAGUUAUCGAACCAGGCAUGAUGGUGACUAGGGAUUAUCAGCCCGAGAGACUCAACGUCCAGGUCAAGGACGACGGGACUGUUGAGAAUGUGUAUCAUGGCUGA